AUGAAGCUAGACAGACAAUCCGAUAAAAAAAGCGAAAGCGACAGAGAGCGACGCAGACGGAGGAGCGAAGGCCAACGACCCUCCUAUCGACUCGGCGAGCUCGGCGACGACGCACAAGCAGCCAAGCAAACGGCGGCGGCGACGAGCAACAAGCAGCCAGCAAACGGCGGCGGCGACGACGAGCAACAAGCAGCCAAGCAAACGGCGGCGGCGACGACGAGCAACAAGCAGCAAGCAAACGGCGGCGGCGGACGAAACAAGCAGCCAAGCAAACGGCGGCGGCGACGAGCAACAAGCAGCAAGCACGGCGGCGGCGACGAGCAACAAGCAGCAACGGGCGGCGGCGACGCAACAAGCAGCAAAAACGGCGGCGGCGAAGCAACAAGCAGCCAAGCAAAACGGCAACAAGCAGGCGGCGCGGCGGCGACGAAGCAACAAGCCAAGCAAAACGGCGGCGACGACGAGCAACAAGCAGCCAAGCAAACGGCGGCGGCGGCGACGAGCAACAAGCAGCCAAGCAAAACGACGCAGCAAAAACGAGCAACAAGCAGGCAAACGGCGCGGCGGCGACGAGCAACAAGCAAAAACGGCGGCGGCGGCGACGAGCAACAAGCAGCCAAGCAAACGGCGGCGGCGACGACGAGCACAAGCAGCCAAGCAAACGGCGGCGGCGGCGACGAGCAACAAGCAGCCAAGCAAAACGGCGCGGCGGCGACGAGCAACAAGCAGCCAAGCAAACGGCGGCGACGACGAGCAACAAGCAGCCAAGCAAACGGCGGCGGCGGCGACGCAGCAAGCAACACGACGGCUACAACACGAGCAAGCAGCAAGCAAACGGCGGCGGCGGCGACGAGCAACAAGCAGCCAAGCAAACGGCGGCGGCGACGACGAGCAACAAGCAGCCAAGCAAACGGCGGCGACGGUCGCCAAGCAAACGGCGGCAAGCAACAAGCAGCGCAAACGGCGUCGAGCAACAAGCAGCCAAGCAAACGGCGGCGGCGACGACGAGCAACAGCCAAGCAGGCGGCGGCGGCGAGAGCAUCCCGAGCGGCAGCCAGCCCGGGUCGCCGCCGUAUCGGGUCAGCCGAUCUUCUCCGGUUAGCAAUAUCGGGCCGCGAGUUCCGCCGCACGGAAUAG
This is a messenger RNA of Penaeus vannamei (Pacific white shrimp), 1137 nucleotides long. The record is from RefSeq and is a predicted model, not a curated record. NCBI's taxonomy places the organism in Eukaryota, Metazoa, Arthropoda, Malacostraca, Decapoda, Penaeidae.